GAGCGAGGCGCCCGCGUCCCUACGUCCCUCCAUAAAAAAAACCAUGGCACCCACCGUCUAAUCUCAGUGUACCACACCAAGUUUAAGUGAUGACUUCGUAAUAUAUACCCAAGUUGCGCGGUGAACCGGUACGGGAGGCUGCGUCGCGCCCGCCGUGGAAUGCGGCAAUUUUAACUGCGGACCUCGGGACCCAUAUACGAAUUGGAAUCGACAAGGUGAUGCAAGGAAGAUGAGUCGCCGCGCGCGGCCGUGAGAUGGGAGUGCAGGCAUGGGCUGGCGCGCCGAGCAACCGCCGCACAUCGCCGCCGGCCUGCUGCUCGUGCUAGUGCUGUACCUGCCGGUAACUUGCCACCAAGAUCACCAAGAUGCUGUCCACAUCACGGCGAUCCUGGGCGAGAGCGUCGUGUUCAACUGCCAGGUGGACUUCCCCGAGGACGUGCCCGUGCCGUACGUCCUUCAGUGGGAGAAGAAGGUAGGCGAAACGGGUCAAGACAUCCCGAUCUACAUUUGGUACGAGAGCUACCCGACGCACAGCGGCGAGGGGUACGAGGGGCGCGUGUCGCGAGUCGCACCGGACUCCCCCUACGGCGCCGCCAGCCUCAACCUCACCAACAUUAGAGAAUCGGACCAGGGUUGGUACGAGUGUAAGGUGGUGUUCCUCAACCGGUCGCCGAACCAGCACAAGAAUGGCACGUGGUUCCACCUGGACGUGCACGCGCCGCCGCGCUUCUCCAUCACACCGGAAGACAUUAUAUACGUUAAUUUAGGUGAUGCCAUAAUCCUCAACUGCCAAGCGGAGGGCACACCGACGCCGGAGAUACUAUGGUACAAGGACGCGAACCCCGUGGAGCCGUCGGGCACGGUGGGCAUCUUCAACGACGGCACCGAGCUGCGCAUCAGCAACAUCCGGCACGAGGACAUCGGGGACUACACGUGCAUCGCGCGCAACGGCGAGGGCCAGGUCUCGCACACCGCGCGCGUCAUCAUCGCCGGCGGGGCCGUCAUCACGAUGCCACCGACGAAUCAAACGAAGCUGGAGGGGGAGAAGGUUCAGUUUUCGUGCGAGGCGAAGGCGUUGCCCGGGAACGUCACGGUCAAGUGGUUCCGUGAAGGCGCGCCGGUGGCCGAGGUGGCGGCGCUCGAGACCAGAGUCACCAUCAGACGAGACGGCGCCCUCGUCAUCAACCCCGUGGCUGCAGACGACUCCGGACAGUACCUGUGCGAAGUCUCCAACGGGAUCGGAGACCCGCAGAGCGCCUCCGCCUACUUGAAUGUUGAAUAUCCGGCAAAAGUAACGUUCACCCCCACCGUGCAAUACCUGCCGUUCCGGCUGGCCGGCGUCGUGCAGUGCUACAUAAAAGCCAAUCCUCCCCUUCAAUAUGUGACGUGGACGAAAGACAAAAGGCUGUUGGAACCGUACCAGACAAAAGACAUAGUCAUCAUGAACAAUGGCUCGCUGCUGUUUACUCGAGUGAAUCAGAAUCACCAGGGCCGCUACACUUGUACGCCCUACAACGCUCAGGGCACGCAGGGCUCUUCAGGACCAAUGGAGGUGUUAGUUCGGAAGCCACCGGUGUUCACGGUCGAACCGGAGCCAUUGUAUCAGAGAAAGGUGGGAGAAUCAGUGGAGAUGCACUGCGAGGCACAGGAGGCGGAGGGGACGCAGCGGCCGAGCGUUGUGUGGCGGCGGCGGGACGGCCUGCCGCUGCAGAAGAGCAGGGUGCGGGCUCUCGCCGGCAACAUCACCAUAGACACUCUGAGGAGACAGGACUUCGGGAUAUACCAGUGCGUCGCUUCUAAUGAGGUGGCGACUAUAGUAGCGGACACGCAGCUAGUGAUCGAGGGCACGCAGCCGCACGCGCCGUACAACGUGUCGGGGACCGCCACGGAGUUCCAGGUGACGCUGCGCUGGCAGCCUGGGUACGCCGGCGGCCCCGACUACAAGCAGGACUACACCAUCUGGUACCGCGAGGCCGGCUUCUCCGAGUGGACCAAAGUGCCUGUCACGCCGUCGGGAGCUACCUCGGUAACAAUAAACCGGCUGCAGCCAGGGACCACGUACGAGUUCCAAGUGAACAGCAAGAACACCAUCGGCGAGGGGAUGAUGAGCAAGGCAAUCACCAUCAGGACGCUAGAUGUAGGUGCUAAACCGAAGGCGCCGCCUACGCCCCCUGGGCCCGUCGACGAAAAGAUAUUCCAAAACGCACCGGAAGGCUCGGGUCCGAAGUCCGGUCCACCUCGCAACCUGACCGUGACGGAGGUGCACAACGGGUUCCUGAUCACGUGGCAGGCGCCGCUGGAGCGCUCCAACCUCGUCCAGUACUACACCAUCAAGUACCGGACGGACGCGCAGUGGAAGACGCUCAACCGGGGACAGAUAAGACCGGAGGAGACCAGCUACUUGGUGAAAAACCUGGUGGGCGGUCGUACGUACUACUUCCGCGUGCUGGCCAACUCCGCCACCAGCUACGAGAGCUCGGACGAGGUGAAGUUCCCGGUGCCGGCGCGAGUCAAGCACAAGGCGAUCACCGCCGGCGUGGUCGGCGGGAUCCUCUUCUUCAUAGUCGCGAUCAUCCUCUCGGUGUGCGCUGUCAAGAUAUGCAAUAAGCGUAAACGACGCAAGCAGGAGAAAGCAUACAACAUGGUAGCCGCGCGACUCACCGACCUUCGCGCCGCAGACAGCACUCAAGUGCCUUUUAAAAAAUUUAGAGAAAGCGGAGUAUCGAGUAUAGUGCAGUGCCUGCGCUUCACUGCCAACUGGAUCUGGCCGGCGUCGCGGUGCGGCGAGGAGGUGUACUGGGGCGGCGUGCGCGUGUCGCCGGCACCGCGCCCCUCCCCCGUGCCCUCCCUCGCGCCGUCGCCCGCGCCCUCCGCUGCGCCCUCCUCCUCCGACGACGGCGGGUUCCUGCCUCGCUGCCGCGCGCCGCUGUCUCCGGCCGCCGCGCCGCCGCUGUUCCGCGCCUCCUCGCCCGCGCUCGCGCUGCACUGGCCGCCCUGGCCGCCGUGGCCCGUCUGGGCGCCCGCCUGGACGCCCUGGUCGCCGCUCCACAUCUCCGACCUCAGCUCGGUGCCCUUCCCCAGCUCCGCCGACGGCUCGUUCCCGACGCCCCCCUCGUUUCUGCUGCGGCAGGCCCGUCUCGGCCCCGAGGCGCCGCCCCAUAGACUGGGCGGGGGCCCGCUCGCCCGGCCCCGCGCCCGACCGGUGGCGAGGCACGGCCGCCCGCGCGCCAUCACGGAGCACGCGCUCCCGCCCCCGCCCCCGCACGAAGCGUCCCCGGAGAGCCGAUCGUCGUCGAGCGGCUUCGGCAGUAAGAACGCGUCGUCGCAGCAGAACCGCAGCAGCCGCGCCGGCAGCGUUGGCGAGUGGCGGCCGCCGCCGUACCGCGCACCGCCCGCGCCGCCGCCGCCGCCCGCGCGGCCCGGCUCGGGCGAGGCGGCGGACGGCUCGGUGGAUGUGCACUACGAGUGGGACCGCGCCACGCGCACGCCCACGCCGUCCACGCCGGAGAGGGCGCGCGCGCGACCGUCGCGCGACGACGUGGAGGCUCGCGUGCGCGCCAUGAAGGAGGAGUUCCUGCAGUUCCGCAAGCGGCAGGCGCUGCGGCGGCGCUCGCCCGAGCCCGCGCCCGCCGAGACCGUGUGCUGACCCGGCCCGCCGGCCCGCUGGCCCCAGGCCCGCCGCCCGCCGGCCGCACCCACCCACCGAUAUCGAGCGAACGUCGAGCGUCUCGCGGAGCCCUUCCGUCCGACUCCCGGGUGGCGCGUAUCGAGCACCGAUAAUGAUUUUUUUACACGAGAAUAUUAUAUUUAUUCCGCGCAUCGGCCGGUAGACGUCGUCGGCAUUUUAUACCGUACUCCGAACGAGAGCGUGGGUCGGCGGAGGGCUCCGCGACGACGGAACGUCGGUUAGUUUCGUUUUUUGUUGUUUAAGUUAAGGCUGAUUUAGUAACUGUUACGACACCUAAUCGUUAAGUAGUGUGUUAAUUUUUGUACGUACUAUUUAUUUUGGAUGAUACUAAUUUAAACUAUAUACAUAAGUAAUAUAAUAUCGGGCGCUGUCGUACUGAGAUACUUAUAUAACGUCAAUCUCUCCUGUCCCACCUCGUGCGGCCAGACCGACCGCGGUCGCUGGAGCACCUACUAAUUAAAUCACUAAUAAUUUAGACGAGAUUCAGCCCCAAUCCGGCCGGCUGAACCGCUAAUAUAGUGUAUAUACUACAUAUUAUAUAUAAAUGUGGAUGCAGUGGCGCGUCUAGUCGCAUCGGCGGUUCUCCUAGUUACCUAGUGUCAAUUAAAAAUGUUUGAUAUCAGCGGCGAGUGAACAAUGAGCUGCCGUCCCGUCGCGGCCGCGCGACGUGGUCGCCUCGGAAUCGCCUCGCAGCGGGCUCGGGCCUCGCGGGCGGGCCGCCGGUGCGCCUGCGCGCCACCUAAACGCUUUAGGUAUGAGCGGGGAGGCAUCCACGGCGCCGCUCAUACCACUUAUAUUACGUAGUUAAUUAUAACGUACGAUUAAUACCUAGUUAGACCGCACGCGUUCGGACCUCUACGCGACGCUUUCUUUCUUACCCUCACGUUUAUUCUCAUAUUAUACCCCACUCGACUUUCUUACGGACGACUCGUCUGCACCGAUUUUAUCUAAGCAUAGAGUCGAGCCGAACCGCGUGCAGUCGUCUUAUUAAUAUAUUACGAGCCGGCAGGAUAACGUUAGCUAGCCGUAGGGUUCGCCGAGUGCCGAGUCGCCGAGUCGCCGCUCGCCCGGGACUCGAGCCGAUCGACGUUCGAUGUCGUACAUGAAGUUUUUUUAGUACAAAUUAAUUUUUUAUUCCUCGAGUACCUACCUACUUUGUUUGUGUUGAAAUUG
Aricia agestis (brown argus) is the source of this 4861-nucleotide messenger RNA. It is a transcript of the gene tutl, whose product is annotated as protein turtle. NCBI's taxonomy places the organism in Eukaryota, Metazoa, Arthropoda, Insecta, Lepidoptera, Lycaenidae. The transcript is spliced from 17 exons. Gene Ontology annotation, molecular function: cell-cell adhesion mediator activity. Gene Ontology annotation, cellular component: axon; plasma membrane. Bases 269 to 3646 code for a protein of 1125 amino acids. The record is from RefSeq and is a predicted model, not a curated record. Gene Ontology annotation, biological process: dendrite self-avoidance; homophilic cell-cell adhesion; axon guidance.